AUGGCAGCAGCAGCGCCUACCUUUCAUAUCACUACUCCUCCGCCCUUCACACUUGCCGCUCCGAGACACCACUUCGCCACCAAUCUCCGCUCGCUUCACCCCCUACACCUCCGUGGCCGCCUCCGUUACACCACCACCUGCUCUUACAAAGUAGCAAUCGAGCACGAAGGUGAAACGACUGAAUUAGAGGUGGAUCCAGAUGAGACGAUACUGGAAAAGGCGUUAGAUUCGGGAAUGUCCGUACCCCACGAUUGCAAGCUGGGAGUUUGUAUGACUUGUCCGGCGAAACUGCUUAGUGGAAGCGUGGAUCAGAGUGAGGGGAUGUUGAGCGACGAUGUGAUUGAGCGUGGCUACUCGUUGUUGUGUGUAUCGUAUCCCAAAUCGGAUUGUCAUAUCAAAAUCAUCCCUGAAGAAGAGCUCUUGUCUUUGCAAUUAGCUACUGCCGAUGAUUAG
Lactuca saligna is the source of this 453-nucleotide messenger RNA. The record is from the annotation of a GenBank genome assembly. NCBI's taxonomy places the organism in Eukaryota, Viridiplantae, Streptophyta, Magnoliopsida, Asterales, Asteraceae.